UCUGAAAACUGGUUUUUUAAAAUGGAAGCCAGACUAUGACAGUGCCGCUUCUGAAUAUGGAAAAGCAGCUGUUGCUUUUAAAAAUGCCAAACAAUUUGAGCAAGCAAAAGAUGCCUGUCUACGGGAAGCUGUUGCCCAUGAAAAUAACAGGGCCCUUUUUCAUGCUGCCAAAGCUUAUGAGCAAGCUGGCAUGAUGUUGAAGGAGAUGCAGAAACUGCCUGAGGCCGUCCAGCUGAUCGAGAAAGCCAGCAUGAUGUACCUGGAGAAUGGCACCCCAGAUACAGCAGCUAUGGCCUUGGAGCGUUCUGGAAAGCUCAUAGAAAAUGUAGAUCCAGAAAAGGCUGUACAGUUGUAUCAGCAGACAGCUAAUGUGUUUGAAAAUGAGGAACGCCUCCGGCAGGCAGUUGAACUUCUAGGAAAGGCCUCCAGACUGCUAGUACGAGGACGAAGGUUUGAUGAGGCUGCACUGUCUAUACAGAAAGAAAAAAAUAUUUAUAAGGAGAUUGAAAAUUACCCAACUUGUUAUAAGAAAACGAUUGCUCAGGUCUUGGUUCAUCUACACAGAAAUGAUUAUGUGGCUGCAGAGAGGUGUGUCAGGGAGAGCUAUAGCAUACCAGGGUUUAAUGGCAGUGAAGACUGUGCUGCGCUUGAACAGCUCCUGGAGGGAUAUGACCAGCAAGACCAAGAUCAAGUGUCAGAGGUCUGCAACUCACCCCUUUUCAAAUACAUGGACAAUGACUAUGCUAAGCUGGGCCUAAGCUUAGUGGUCCCGGGCGGGGGAAUCAAGAAGAAAUCACCAGCAACACCCCAGGCCAAACCUGAUGGAGCUGCCAGCACAACUGCUGAGGAGGAGGAAGACGAGUAUUCAGGAGGCCUAUGCUAGUACCCUGCCUGCAGAGGAGAUGAGAAGAUGGAAAUCCUGGCAAGCCAUCUUCAUGGGAUUAGGACUCAUCUGUGCCCACUCUGUGUCAUCUCUGUGUCAUGGAGAUUAUGAUGUUGACUGUUGAUAUAUGUCGAGUUUAGUUUGCCAUCUCCCCAACUCAGCCAUUGUAUCUACUACCUGUGAAUCACUGUCCUUUCCAAUGUAAGAGUGGAAAUGAGCAGAAAAUACAGUCCUAUUUUAAUAAUUGAUUCUCAAAUCUAUAGGCAAAUUAUAUCAUAA
Molecule: messenger RNA, 1162 nt
Organism: Cricetulus griseus (Chinese hamster)
Lineage: Eukaryota; Metazoa; Chordata; Mammalia; Rodentia; Cricetidae
Source: RefSeq, a predicted model, not a curated record